UAAUGACAUACCUCACCGUCCUGUUAGGGGCAAUAAAGAUUUGAGUAUCACUUCUCAACCCCACCGGCCACCAAAAUUUCACUAUAUAUACCUCCACAUCCUCUUAUCAUUUAAGCACCAGAGCUCCCUCUCUCUCUGUAUCUGCCUUGCACACUAAAAAUAAACAGAAAUUUACAUACACAUUGCUGUAAACAUGACUGCUCAGGUGGUUCAGGAGAAGAAUCUCACAGGAAUUCAUCACUUGGGAAUGGAAACCUACUCCCAGACAUCUCAUAAGAGGUUAGAGGGAAAGGUAGCAAUCGUGACAGGCGGGGCCAAAGGCAUCGGAGAGGCCACAGUUCGACUCUUCGUCAAGCACGGCGCCAAAGUUAUCAUCGCAGACGUCGAGGACUCACUCGGAAACGCACUCGCCAACACAUUAAGCCCCUCCGCUACUUACGUACAUUGUAACGUCAGCUCCGAAGAAGACAUCGAAUCCUUGAUCAAUUCCACCGUCUCUCGUCACGGACGUCUCGACAUCCUCUUCAACAAUGCCGGAGUCCUCGGAAACCAAUCCAAGCACAAAAGCAUUCUCAAUUUCGACGUCGACGAGUUCGAUCGUGUCAUGAACGUGAAUGUCCGCGGGGUGGCCUUGGGAAUGAAGCACGCGGCUCGUGUCAUGAUCCCGAAAGGCCACGGCUGCAUUAUUUCGACAUCUAGUGUGGCCGGAGUGAUGGGAGGGCUCGGGCCCCACGCCUACACGGCUUCUAAGCACGCGAUUGUGGGAUUAACAAAGAACGUUGCAUGUGAGCUAGGGAGGUACGGGAUUAGGGUUAAUUGCGUUUCUCCAUUCGGUGUGGCGACAUCGAUGCUUGUUAAUGCGUGGAGGGGGGACGGAGGAGGGGACGAGGAAAUGGACAUGUAUUUUGAGACGGGGCCGAAUGAGAAGGAAGUGGAGCGAAUGGAGGAGUUUGUGAAAGGGUUGGCGAACUUGAAGGGUGAGGCUUUGAGAGCUAAGGAUGUUGCGGAGGCAGCUCUUUAUCUUGCUAGUGAUGAAUCCAAGUAUGUUAGUGGUCAUAAUCUUGUUGUGGACGGGGGAGUCACUUCCUCUAGAAAUUGUGUGGGUUUGUAAUAAUAUUGUGACUAGAUUAUUUAGUAAAUAAAAAGGAUCAUUUAGUUUG
Daucus carota subsp. sativus is the source of this 1160-nucleotide messenger RNA. RefSeq names its product short-chain dehydrogenase reductase 2a. Gene Ontology annotation, molecular function: oxidoreductase activity, acting on the CH-OH group of donors, NAD or NADP as acceptor. Bases 194 to 1111 code for a protein of 305 amino acids. Lineage: Eukaryota; Viridiplantae; Streptophyta; Magnoliopsida; Apiales; Apiaceae. The record is from RefSeq and is a predicted model, not a curated record. The transcript is spliced from 2 exons.